Messenger RNA from Hippopotamus amphibius kiboko, 738 nucleotides. RefSeq names its product EP300-interacting inhibitor of differentiation 2-like. The transcript is spliced from 3 exons. The coding region runs from base 1 to 738 and encodes 245 amino acids. Gene Ontology annotation, molecular function: transcription corepressor activity. Lineage: Eukaryota; Metazoa; Chordata; Mammalia; Artiodactyla; Hippopotamidae. Gene Ontology annotation, cellular component: nucleoplasm. The record is from RefSeq and is a predicted model, not a curated record. Gene Ontology annotation, biological process: negative regulation of DNA-templated transcription.
AUGCAACACACGGCUCGGCUCCGCCCUCAGACAAUCUGGGGAAAGUUUCAGGUGUGCCGGCACUUCCCGCCGCUAGGUGGCACCUGGAAGCUCGCAGGCGCGCGGGGAGGACGCAUGCGCCGUGCUCGUUUUGUGAGGGCGGCCGAGCUGACCCCGCGGUCCGAGAUGUCCGAGCUGCCCGCAGACAGCAGUGUCCCGCCGGCGGGCGCGGCGAAUGACCACGGCGACGUCCCGCAGGCGGAGCCUGUGGAGGCCAGCGACCGUGCGACGGCGGCGGCCAGGGAAGGUCCGAUGGCGGCACCUCGGGAAGGUCCAGUGGCGGCGGCCAGGGAAGCCCGCGUGGCAGCGGUCGCCGGAGUGUUGGCGGAGCCCGCGGAGGGAGAGGGUGCUGAGGCCAGACCCCGGCCCAGGCCCGGCAACGGCCCAGGCGCGGCUGCGGCGCCAUAUCGCCUGCUCCCUCAGCAUUUUGAGGCCAUGAGAGUUUACCAGCAGGGCCUGCGCCGCUACCUGGAGCGCUUCGCGCUUGCUCCUGGUGGAAUUCCGGAGCUGGAAGGACACCGCAGGGGGUUUGUGGGACCCUGGGGAGCAAGGGAGGCGGCGUUUGAUGCGGAAUAUCGGCGGGAUCCUCAGAGGAUGGAUGCUGAUAUGUUAACAUUGAGUAUAACUCUGACUGCGUCUGCAGUUAUCAACCCUCUGAUACGAGAACUUGGUUGUGAUAAGUGUAUCAGUAGAGAAUAG